UGACGGUGGCCGAGGAGGAGGGCUGAUCUGAAAAGAGUGGCGGGAGCCGCUCACUUCCUCCGCGGUUUCCCGGCAACUGCAGGUCACCUCCCCAGGGACUUGGCAGGGAAAGACUCUCGGGCGUCCGGACCCCACCGCAAAGGUAGGGUUUCCGCACUGAGGGUCCCGGCACUAGUAAGUGGAAGCCGCCCUGCGGGCGGGCCGGUGACUCCGGGAGGACCUUCCGAGGCGUCGGGCCCGCCCGCAUCGCCGGCUGCGUUGGAGGCUCGGGUGGUGGCGCGGGGCGGCUCCGACUGCGGGUUGGUAGCUCCUGUUUGACGUAAGUAGUUUGACAGGAGCGGAACUACAGUGUCAGUUACGUAUUUUCAUUCUUCACAACUUUUCACCUAUUUCUGUCUCCAUACUGAAAACGAGGAAACCAUAGCCGAGAGAUAAGUGUUUCGCGAUCCGUGGGAGCAGGUGUUGGGCCCAGGAGCACCCCUGCGGACCGAAUGUGCCGUGGACGAUGCCCCUCCUAACCCAGCAUAUCGAAGAUGAGAAUGAUCAGUACAGCUUGGUGGCCAGCCUGGACAACGUUAGGAAUCUCUCCACUAUCCUGAAAGCUAUUCAUUUCCGAGAACAUGCCACGUGUUUUGCUACGAAAAACGGAAUCAAAGUUACCGUGGAAAAUGCAAAGUGUGUGCAAGCAAAUGCUUUUAUUCAGGCUGGAAUAUUUCAAGAGUUUACAGUUCAGGAAGAGUCUGUUACUUUUCGAAUUAAUUUAACUGUCCUUUUAGACUGUUUAUCUAUUUUUGGAUCAAAUCCUAUGCCAGGGACUUUAACUGCACUUCGGAUGUGCUACCAAGGUUAUGGUUACCCUUUGAUGCUGUUCCUUGAGGAAGGAGGAGUGGUGACAGUCUGCAAAAUCAAUACUCAGGAGCCUGAGGAGACUCUGGACUUCGAUUUCUGCAGUACCAAUGUUAUUAAUAAAAUUAUUCUGCAGUCAGAGGGGCUGCGUGAAGCAUUUUCCGAAUUGGAUAUGACAAGUGAGGUCCUACAGAUUACCAUGUCUCCUGACAAGCCUUAUUUCAGGUUAUCUACUUUUGGAAAUGCAGGAAGUUCCCAUCUUGACUAUCCCAAAGAUUCUGAUUUGAUGGAAGCAUUUCAUUGUAAUCAGACCCAGGUCAACAGAUACAAGAUUUCUCUACUGAAACCAUCUACAAAGGCAUUAGUUCUAUCUUGUAAGGUAUCUAUUCGGACAGAUUACCGAGGAUUCCUUUCACUGCAGUAUAUGAUUAGAAAUGAAGAUGGACAAAUAUGUUUUGUGGAAUAUUACUGCUGUCCUGAUGAAGAAGUUCCUGAAUCUUAGUCUUGAGUAUGAUAAUUCACUGUGAUAUUUUAUGUAUACAUUCAUGAUAGGUUAAGUUCUCAUUCUGAGUACAGUACUUUUUAUAAUUUAUUAGAUUUUCUAUAGAGAAGCAUGGAGAAGAUGGGAGCAAGGUCGCUGUAACCUAAUAGUUGCAAUGUAUUUUGUAAAAUGUUUUCAUGUUGUCACAGAUUA
Messenger RNA from Lemur catta (Ring-tailed lemur), 1540 nucleotides. It is a transcript of the gene RAD1, whose product is annotated as RAD1 checkpoint DNA exonuclease. The record is from RefSeq and is a predicted model, not a curated record. Lineage: Eukaryota; Metazoa; Chordata; Mammalia; Primates; Lemuridae. The coding region runs from base 506 to 1348 and encodes 280 amino acids. Gene Ontology annotation, molecular function: 3'-5' exonuclease activity. The transcript is spliced from 6 exons. Gene Ontology annotation, cellular component: nucleus; checkpoint clamp complex. Gene Ontology annotation, biological process: DNA repair; DNA damage checkpoint signaling.